GUAGCUGCACUUAUGAAGAAUUCUGGAGUAUUAUUUGCUAAUGACGUAAACCCGGAUCGAUGUCAAGCCGUUGUAGGAAAUUUCCAUCGUCUUGGAGUUGUUAAUGUGAUUUUAUUGUCUAAAGAUGGCCGGAAAAUCCCAUCUAUGCAUCUUAACUUGGAUCGUGUUUUGCUUGAUGCCCCUUGCAGUGGCACGGGAGUGAUAUCAAACGACCAAUCAGUGAAGCAGUCGAGGGACAUUAAAGAUGUCUUAAGAACGGCACACCUUCAAAAAGAAUUGAUUUUGGCUGCCAUUGACAGUUGUCGUCCUGGUGGAACAGUUGUUUACUCGACUUGUUCAUUAUUGGUCUCAGAAAACGAAGAUGUUGUUCAAUACGCCUUAAACAAUCGGAAAGUUCGUCUCGUCUCUACUGGUUUGGAUUUUGGGGAUUCUGGAUUUAAGAAAUUCAAGCAUUAUAAAUUCCACCCGUCUAUGUCUUUGACUCGUCGUUAUUACCCUCAUGUUCAUAAUGUAGAUGGAUUCUUUGUUGCUAAAUUAGAAAAAAUAUAA
Messenger RNA from Octopus sinensis (East Asian common octopus), 549 nucleotides. RefSeq names its product probable 28S rRNA (cytosine(4447)-C(5))-methyltransferase. Gene Ontology annotation, biological process: maturation of LSU-rRNA; rRNA base methylation. Gene Ontology annotation, molecular function: rRNA (cytosine-C5-)-methyltransferase activity. The transcript has 3 exons. Lineage: Eukaryota; Metazoa; Mollusca; Cephalopoda; Octopoda; Octopodidae. The record is from RefSeq and is a predicted model, not a curated record. The annotation marks the transcript as partial. Gene Ontology annotation, cellular component: nucleolus.